AUGGCCAGUGAUCCCAAAAAGUGCAAGACACCUUUCUACAGAAAAUAUCUACCUGAGCAUGGUGUGAUUUACACCAUCAAAGAAAUUAUUGAAAUGGAUGUUACACAGACAAACUCUUUACCGAAAGCAGUUCGUGUGAACGGAAAAUUGGCAGAGCAUGACAGCAGUUCGUGUCAGGCUGUCAUUACUUACUUGUCCAAAAACGUCCGGCUUACUGUUCAGACGCAAUUCAUCGAACCAAUUUUAUUUCCUCUGAACUCCCUUCUUCAGUUUUUGGGGGAUCUUGACUGGAACCCCUCCGAUGGCUCACCUAUUCUCAAAGCACGCACUGUACGCUGCGUCGAUGGGCUUGAUUUGAUUCUGUAUGAGAGAGCUUUGUCUGCUCAAAGAGCCUAUCUAUGCAGUCGUGAAGCAACAAGGAACUCUUCAGCCACUUCUGUUCCCAAAGAAUAA
Octopus sinensis (East Asian common octopus) is the source of this 453-nucleotide messenger RNA. RefSeq names its product CST complex subunit TEN1-like. Gene Ontology annotation, molecular function: telomerase inhibitor activity; telomeric repeat DNA binding; single-stranded DNA binding. Gene Ontology annotation, biological process: negative regulation of telomere maintenance via telomerase. NCBI's taxonomy places the organism in Eukaryota, Metazoa, Mollusca, Cephalopoda, Octopoda, Octopodidae. The transcript has 2 exons. Bases 1 to 453 code for a protein of 150 amino acids. The record is from RefSeq and is a predicted model, not a curated record. Gene Ontology annotation, cellular component: CST complex.